Messenger RNA from Arabidopsis arenosa, 1081 nucleotides. The record is from the annotation of a GenBank genome assembly. NCBI's taxonomy places the organism in Eukaryota, Viridiplantae, Streptophyta, Magnoliopsida, Brassicales, Brassicaceae.
GCCAUUUGGUCUCCACUUAGAGAGAAACAGACACAAAUCGAGAAAAAUGGCAAACAGUGGUGAAGGUAAAGUAGUGUGUGUAACCGGAGCCUCUGGUUACAUCGCCUCAUGGCUCGUCAAGUUCCUCCUUAGCCGUGGCUACACCGUUAAGGCCUCCGUCCGUGACCCCAGUGAUCCAAAAAAGACGCAACAUUUAGUUUCACUGGAAGGUGCAAAGGAGAGACUUCACUUGUUCAAAGCAGACCUUUUGGAAGAAGGUUCUUUCGAUUCUGCUAUUGAUGGCUGCCAUGGAGUUUUCCACACUGCUUCCCCAUUUUUUCAUGAUGUCAAAGACCCACAGGUUGAGCUUAUUGAUCCUGCGGUCAAGGGGACACUUAACGUUUUGAAUUCUUGCACCAAAGCAUCUUCGGUUAAAAGGGUUGUUGUUACCUCCUCCAUGGCAGCCGUUGCUUACAAUGGAAAACCACGCACACCUGAUGUUACCGUCGAUGAAACUUGGUUCUCUGAUCCUGAGCUUUGCGAGACCUCCAAGAUGUGGUAUGUUCUAUCCAAGACUUUGGCGGAAGAUACCGCUUGGAAACUUGCCAAAGAGAAAGGCUUAGACAUUGUUACUAUUAACCCGGCUAUGGUGAUCGGCCCUCUCCUACAGCCAACUCUGAACACGAGUGCUGCUGCUAUACUAAACUUAAUAAAUGGUGCAAAGACUUUCCCCAACUCGAGUUUCGGAUGGGUUAAUGUAAAAGACGUAGCCAAUGCGCACAUCCAAGCAUUUGAGGUCCCUUCAGCUAACGGACGUUAUUGUUUGGUCGAGAGUGUCGUUCACCACUCCGAGAUUGUUAACAUUCUACGUGAGCUUUACCCAAAUCUCCCACUCCCUGAAAGGUGUGUGGACGAGAAUCCCUACGUGCCAACAUAUCAAGUGUCCAAGGAGAAAACGAGGAGCCUUGGCAUAGACUACAUACCCUUGAAGGUUAGCAUCAAGGAGACCGUCGAGUCCUUGAAGGAGAGAGGUUUCAUACACUUCUGAGAAAGAUUUGAGCCAAUGGAUUCAAUCCAGAUUAUAUAAAGUAUUUGGAACACU